Messenger RNA from Staurois parvus, 317 nucleotides. NCBI's taxonomy places the organism in Eukaryota, Metazoa, Chordata, Amphibia, Anura, Ranidae. The record is from the annotation of a GenBank genome assembly.
GUUUCCUUAAUUGCAAGUAUGUUAAAGGAGUUAGUGAUAAAAAAAAAUCACGGACAGAGGUGAGUUUGUUACAGAGCGGGCAUUCCAAAGGGCACAGGAAAAGGGGAGGCUGGUUCUAGGAAGAAGAGGAAUAGUAACCAGAUUGGGGUGCCGGAUGUGUUGGUCAAAUGAAAAAAAUGGCAGACCAGGAUUUGGGGAAAUGUCUCCAGAUGUUAGGGCAAGCAGAAGGGUGAGAGAGGUAAUAUGGGAGUAUGACUUAUGGAGGGACAGGUCCCAUCGUCCUGGAGGUUUUAAUAGUAUGUGGGUUCAGAAUUAGC